UGUACUUUUGUAAUUUGUUACAAUAAUUAUUUUAGGUACACAAAUGAUAAUUCUCACAGAAUUAAGUAUAAAUUGAUCAAAUGCUCCCAUCAACAGGAUAUUUCAAAGGAAUCAACUGCCCUUUUUAUGAUAGUGGGCUAUGUGAACGUCCUUAUUGUCACUUCCGUCAUGUUAAGAAGGAGCCACAAAACGAAUCUAUCGAAAGUGGAGCAAUACUACAGAAACUAGUAUCUGCGGCUGUGCAAAAAGUAUUGCAGCAGACAGACGGGUCUGGUGUAACGUCACCGAUACCCGCGUCCAGCGAGGUAUCCACCAACAAUGAGGGUCAGGGCACUUCCUCAAAACCCUCGUAUAACCCUACUCCUAUAUCAGAACUUAAUAAAAUAAAUAGUGGUUUAGAGAACAACGAAGACAAGCCAGAACUCACUAGAAGGCAUAUUCCAAUACCAUACACGCCCAGGAAGCCAAUCAUACCAAUUAAACGGACUGCAAGUGAAAAUGGUGAAGUAUUGACAAUUAUACCUCCAGCUGAAUAUUCUCCAGGUUCAGAAAGCGCUAAGCUAGAAACAUACACACCAACAGGUUCUACAGAGUCUACAAAACAGUAUUUGCCUGGUAAACAGACGGAAAUUCAACAGUAUAUACCCAAUGAAUCUAAAACUUCUAGCAAACAUAAUUAUGUGCCUUCUGAUAAAACUACUAACAAAAAGAAAAUCCUUGAAUACAAACCUGUGAAAUUGGCUUCAAAAAACGAUGUAAAAACUGUCACAUAUCAACCCACUCCAAAAUCCUUAGUACCAUGUUUUUCGAGCGAUGAAGAUGAACCAGAACCCAAGAAAAGCAAACUUUCUAAUGAUCUGAAUGGACUGGAUGACUUAGGACCCGAAUUUGAUAUUUUGGAUCAAAUACUUGAUGAAGAAAAAGGCAAUGAUAAAUCUGAUGUACCUAAUUUAAAAGAAAACAAGCUAAAUAAAUUAGCAACAGAUCAGAGCAUUAAAAGUAGUAAUAAAACUGAUGUACAAAAUGUAAAAGAAAACAAAAUAGAAAAAAUAACAACAGAUCAUAGAAGUAAAAGUAAAACAAAAGAGAACAAAGACAGCAAAAGUAGUAGUAGCAAAGACAAAAAGUCGAGUAAAAAUAAGUCUGAAAUUAAGGAAAAGAGUCAUGUAAGGGAAAUAGAUAAGAAAAGUAGUCACAAUUCAAAAGAGUCUUCUAAUAAAAAUGAUAAAAAAGAUAAAGAUAGAAAGCACCGGUCUAAAAGCACAGAAAGAAAGUCAAGUCACAAGAAAUCAUCCCAUGACAAAGAUGCGAAAAAGGAUAAAAGUGAAAAGUCGGAAAAAAAACAUUCUAAUAACAAUUCAAAUGAAACCAAAAGUUCUAAAAGCUCAUCAAAACAUAGUAGUAAUUCCAAACAUGACACAAAACAUAAAUCUAAGCACAAGAGCUCUCAUGAUUCUAAAGAAAAUCAUAAAAAAGAUAAAGAAAAGUCUGACAAAAAUAAGGAUAUAGAAGACAUAUCUCAUGAUUAUGAAGAUUUAGUUGAAGAUGAAUUAGAGAUUCUAUCUGAGUCUGAUGAGGAAUCUAUUGCAAUGGAGUGCAAAAGAAUAUUUGAAGAAUAUGUCCCAACAGCAAUAUCAAAAACUGUAGAUGAUAAUAAAGAAGAUAUUAUUGUGGCAGACAAUGAUGAAUAUGUACCAUCUAAGAAAAGAAUAUCUAGGACAACUGAAAAGAACAUUAAGAUAACACCUAAACCUCCAGUAAAGCCAGACUUUAAAGUAAGUGCUGCACAGGCAAUGGCAGAAAGAUUAUCAAAAGUUAAAGAAUAUCAUGCAGCGAAGAAGUUAGAAGCAUUAAAUAAAGAGAUGGCCAAUAAACCAUUAAAACCAGAUAUAGCUAAAUAUUUUAGUGCAUCAAGUAAUGGAAAUGCAAAAGUUCGAAUAGCUCAUGUGCCUUACGCAUCCACAUUGGUUACAGCAAAAAAAGAAAUUCAGCCUAACAUUAACAGCACUAAAACUACUGAGCCCUCCACAAGCUCUACAGCAAUUCAAACUGUAAAAAAAGGGGCACAGAGAGUAGCCCAUGUGCCUAGUGACAAGUUUAUAGAUAGGCCCGGGGUAUUAGAACCUCUAGCAUCAAAAAUUCCAGCUAACAUUAGAUCCACUUAUCUUAAUAUGAUGAUUGACCACUGUUUGAAAAUAUACAUCAAUGUAACUGAUGCCUAUGCCAGAGCACAGCACGAGGAGCUAGCCACGAGCAAAAAGUGUUCUACAGUACAAAUUUAUAAAAACUCAGCAGUUCUUGCCAUAAGUAGAUUAAAAAAAGAACUCCAAGAAUGCAACGGUGUCAAAAAGUCAGGAUCAGACUGUACAUCAUUGAACAAAACAAAUACAGCCAACUCCAAUACCAAGCCAGUGGGGUCAUGGAGUAUAGAAAGUAAAAAUAAAAAGAAUUUUGAUGAUAUACAACAAUAUACAGGUGCUAAGUUAUAUCAUAACAUUUCUAAAUGGAUACUGACAGAAGAGCAGCUAGUAGAAAAUGGUUUCCCGAGACCCCACAGCAGCGGGGAAAAGGGAAGAGCUAUAAUAGUUGGUAAAAAUAAACAGAAACCCCCUAAAGGAUAUGUAAGGACUUGUUGUAGGUGUAAGAAGGAUUAUACAGUUGAUAAAAAAGGUUUUGCUGCUGUUAAGGAAGAGUGCAUUUACCAUCCAAAUAACAAAUACAGGAUUCGCGGUGAGGUUCGCUACCAGUGCUGCAGCCAAGACGGUUCCUCUGAUGGUUGUUGUAUUGCUUCAAGUCAUGUUUACGAAUAUGUCGAUUUUGAUAAUCUUAAAGGGUUCGUGAGGACAAUGCCUCCCGAUGGACAAAAGGAUGAUUAUGGUGUUUACUCACUAGAUUGUGAAAUGUGUUAUACAACGCACGGUUUGGAUUUAACUAGGAUAACUGUAAUUAAUUCUGCUUGUAAAGUGAUUUACGAAACGCUCAUCAAGCCCCUGCAUCCUAUAAUAGACUACAACACACGGUAUUCGGGCAUUACCGAAGAACAGAUGGCUGAAGUAAAAACGACAUUGUUAGAUGUGCAGGCGACAUUGCUGUCAAUGUUCAAUAGCAAAACAAUAUUAAUAGGUCACAGUCUAGAGUCAGAUUUUAAAGCUCUUAAACUUAUCCAUGACACUGUGGUUGAUACGAGUGUACUGUUCCCACACAAAAUGGGUCCACCUUAUAAAAGAGCUCUGAGAAAUCUAUCUUCUGAAUAUUUAAGGAAGAUUAUACAGAACUCAGUGGAUGGGCAUGACAGCGCAGAAGAUGCCACAGUAUGUAUGGAGCUAAUUCUUUAUAAACUAAAAGAAGAUCUAAAAACUAGGUGA
Molecule: messenger RNA, 3365 nt
Organism: Aricia agestis (brown argus)
Lineage: Eukaryota; Metazoa; Arthropoda; Insecta; Lepidoptera; Lycaenidae
Product: RNA exonuclease 1 homolog
Exons: 1
Coding region: 81-3365 (1094 amino acids)
Cellular component (GO): nucleus
Molecular function (GO): nucleic acid binding; exonuclease activity
Source: RefSeq, a predicted model, not a curated record